Fusarium subglutinans is the source of this 2343-nucleotide messenger RNA. RefSeq names its product c6 finger. Lineage: Eukaryota; Fungi; Ascomycota; Sordariomycetes; Hypocreales; Nectriaceae. The transcript is spliced from 6 exons. Gene Ontology annotation, molecular function: DNA-binding transcription factor activity, RNA polymerase II-specific; DNA binding; zinc ion binding. Bases 1 to 2343 code for a protein of 780 amino acids. Gene Ontology annotation, biological process: regulation of DNA-templated transcription; DNA-templated transcription. The record is from RefSeq and is a predicted model, not a curated record.
AUGGAAUCUGCGAAGCGGAAGCGAGCCGCCAAAGCCUGCAAUUACUGCAGAAAGAGGAAGAGGAAAUGUGAUGGCAGACAGCCUGUGUGUACCCUCUGCGAAGAGGCGAACAACUCCGAGUGCGAGUAUCGCGAUGAAGGAAAUGAGUCAAAGCGCAUUACAAUCCCUGUUGAUCGCGUUGAUGAGAUCUUUGAUCGUCUUGAAUCUCUUGAGUCAACCUUUCAGUCCGCUAUAGCUCGUCAGCGGGAUCGAAGUCCCAUCUCGACACCGUUCCCAGCAUCGACUCCUUAUCCGGCCUCAACGCCUUAUGCACCAUAUCCUGUAACACGACACAACGAACCGAUCAGCCCUGAAGAUGGAAUAGUACCUGCUUCAUCUGUGCAUUCAACAGGACCGGGGACACAAACAUCGCUAUCACAAUUCGCCAAUAACAAUGUCUUUAACACGACUAUGGACAUUCCACUUUCUCACUCAUCCACGACGGGAAAUUUGCUGAGAUCCGCGCCUGCUAAAGCACUCCUUGGCCAUUAUCCUUCAGAUCUGUUUCUCCAUAUUGAGUUGAGAAGACCCGUCCCUGAAGGAUUGAGAUUAAACGCUGUUCCAGCAAGUCAAAUCGACCUACCGACAUUAUCACCCAACGAAACAGACCAUCUCGUCCGAAACUACUUUCAGCUCGUUCACCGCUUCCAUCCCAUUCUUGACCAACGAUCUUUCUACGAUCUAUACGACAGAACCGUUGACCACGGCGCACGACCUGAUCUCCCCUCCUCCCUGGUCCUCGUUGUUCUCGCACUAGGUUCCGUCGCGGCCGAGACGCCAAAUCGCAUGGAUGCAAGCUGGAGCCCUGGAGUAAGGUUCUUCACACCCGCUGUGAGACUAUUACUCACGGAGUCGUUGUGCUCGUUUGGUGGUGAUCCGCUUUUACCCCAGGCGUUGUAUCUCGCUGCUCUGUAUUAUAGUUAUUUGUCGAGGCCUUUGCUUGCCUGGAGGUUGGUACAUAUGGCGUCGACUGAUGUGCAGCAUUAUUGGAUAAGGUCUGAGAAGUUGCUGCGAGAUGGUUCGCAGGACCAGUCAAUCCUACGAGUCUUUUGGGCCAUUCUUGUGCUCGAAUGCGAUAUUCUAGCAGAGCAUCAUCUCCCUCGCAGUGGCAUCGAAAAGAUCGUCGAUAAACUCCCCUACCCUUGGUCUGAUGGUCCCUCCGAACCUUAUAUGCACCGCUGGCUCGCCGAUCUCUCGUCCCGUCGCCUCUUGAAUCGCAUUCACUACGUCCUCUACGCAGAAGCCGAACCAGGUACGGGCGACAACCAAGCCGAUAACUCUGAAGAAACACAGUCUAGUCUCCCAAAUCUAGCUCAUGAGUUGAAUCGUCAGCUAGGUGCAUGGUAUCAUCUCCUCCCUCACAGUAUCCGGCCGAACUUGGAGAUACCUCCAAUAGGCAUUGACGAUACAAUGGUUACUAUACGAUAUCACACCACCGGCGAUAUUAUCUACAGGCCCUUUCUGUAUCAGGUUUGUGCUCUUGCACCGGGAACACAGCCAAACCCCGCCACGCUCGAGAAUGCGAGACAAUGUCUGGUCCACUGCCGUAGAUACCUCAAUGCGGUUGAAUUUGCAGUGCACGCGCCGACUGCAUCUUUGGAGAAUCUCUUACACGGCCGACCAGCCAAGCUUAAUUUUGGAGAAGCCAAAGCUGCAGAUCCACUCACCGCCAAUGCCUCCAAUAUCUACCCCGGCUACAAUAUUUAUUACUCAAUCGUUAUCAUUAGCUGCGUUACGCCACAUCAUCUCAUCAUGACUGCCAAGGACUUCCAACAGCCUCACAAAGAAAUCAUCAUCAAGCCUGCAACACUCAUUGACGCCGCUCGCAUCGCAGAGCUAGGCGCGCAUGUCUUUACAAUAACAUUCGGGCACUCCGUUGAACCCCACGAACUCAGUGCCUUCCUUGAAGAAUCCUACACAGAAACCUCAAUCGUCAACGACCUCAAUGACCCCAACAAAGACGUUAUCAUCGCUACGAAUGCCGACGAUGAUUUCCUCGGCUUCGCAUAUCUCACCCGCGGAAGCAGUGAGCCCUGUGUAGAAAACAUGGAAAAGACCGUUGAGUUACAGAGGAUUUACGUACAUCCUAAUUCUCAUGGCGCUGGUGUUGGAAAGGCUUUGGAGAAAACCAUUGAGGCCAUGGCGAAGGAACAGGGGUUCAAGAAUUUGUGGCUUGGUGUUUGGGAGGAGAAUCCGAGGGCGAUAAGGGCGUAUGAGAAAUGGGGUUAUAAACAGGUCGGGGAUCAUGACUUCACUAUUGGGUCUAUUGUGCAAACUGAUCAUAUCAUGAUUAAGAGUUUAUAG